AUGGCGGCAGACUCUACAUCUGCCACGCCCCCUGAAGGCCAAUGGACAACUGAUCCAUCCAUGAAGGAUGCAGAUCCGCCGCCCAUGAUUUCAACUCGCAAGGCGGCCACAAAGAGUGCCAGCUUUCUUGACCUCCUGAAACAUCGCCUAGGGAUGGGCUACGUGGAAACAGAGAAGCCUUCUGCAACUGCCCCAUCUGACGUCCCUGAGCCGUCUGCUACGGCUGAUGCCUCCACAGCCACAUCCGCAGCUUUGGAUGGCCAGGAUGGCAGCGCUCAUGGAGGGCCUCGGCGUCUUCCAGAUGAGCGAGAUACGGAGGUGCAGAUGCUUGUACAGGAAUCGAAGACGAAGCCUCUGAUGAUGAUAUCAGACCGGGGAGGAGGGAAGGACAAGACAUCAAAUGCGGCAGAAGUCGAAGCGGCAGCAUGCCUGGCGAUUGAAAACAAAGGUCAAGGCUUCCUGACGGGCGGGAGUGGUUCUGCCGCUGCAUCUGCAAGGCUCGAGGAGAUGGUAAACAUGGUGCCGUUCCGCAGCAACCUUGCCCGUCGCACGCUCAAGGAGGAACAAGAUCGACGGCUGUCGUUCCUGCAGUUCCUCACAGGCCUUCUGCAGCUGAACCCAGACAACCGAUGGACUCCCAUGCAGGCCUCUGGGCAUCCCUUCAUCAUGGGCUUUCACUAUGACCCAGACUGGCGGCCAGCUCCAGAUCAUCCAGUGCCAUCCUUCAAGCAGGCCGUCCCACCAAGUCGAUUGGAGGAACCGGCGUCUGGUCUGGUCCCACUUCUGCCAUCAGCGAAAUUGAGACCUGCCGCUGCAACUGGAGAGGAGGGUACGGGCGGUGGGUCUGCACGCACGUGGGAUGAGAAGAGGAUGGGACCAGGCCUUGAAGGAGAACAUCCUCGGAGUGCUCCUGCAACGACGCGGGACAGUCAGAGCAAGAGCGCCGAAUUGGCAGGAGCAGGUCCAGACGAAAAGGUCCCGCAGGCUGCCCUGCGCGGGUUGUGGGGGCAUCUCUGCAUGGGCAUACCUCUUCCGGACGACAACCCUGCAGAGAGCUAUCGGCCCCCCAUCGACAAGAUGUCAGAGCGAUUCUUUAGCUCUUUCAUGGAGGCGGAAGAGCGAAAACGGAGAAGCUCCACAGAAACAAGUGAGGUGGCUGACUUUGGCGGGGCGAGCCCUCCUAAGGCUGCAGCAGCCUCUUACAUGCGGGGAUACAUGGUGAUACGAUGGGUGGCAGUCAUGCUUACAUCGGCACAUGUCAUGUCAUCCAGGUUCUACCCCGACCGGCGGGGGGCGGCAUACAAUGCAGCGAACUGUGGCAUCACCUUUGCUGAAGGCUGGUUGCGAGUGCUGCCUAGUUGCACGAAAGAUUUCCUGAACAUGAUCUCCGUGCUUUACGAUUGUUACCCCAGACCGCAGGAAAUCACAGCCCUCGUGCUUUUUCGGGAUCAGAUGACGCACGACCGGCCCUGGCACCUGCCCUCCCCCAUGUCGGAGCUAUCCACAGCCUCUGAGCGUCUCAACUCCUCCCAGCCUUCCGGGAGCGACUCCUGUGGAGAGCCUGGGUCAGAUGGAGCUUAUGCUUUCGAGGAUCAGCGCCACUCAGAGUCAGAGGGCUCGCCAUUUCCUGGGCCGUUCGGCGCAGGAUCUCAGGAGGCAAAGGACAUGCAGACUGUGAGCGCCAUGUGGGAGAACAUCAAGCAUGAGAUGAGCCGCGUGGAGCUGGGAAGGGAUCGUUUGCCACGACGACAGCUGGAUAUUCAGAGCCCGGGAACGACAGGAACUCUUGGAACCUUUCGUGAAGCGAUUGGCAUGAAUGACAACGGCCCCGUGAUCCCGUCAACUGGCAGCAGCGCGACGGGAUCCUCAUACCAUGCGAACACCUUCCUCAUCAUCGCAGACGAACCCCAACGAAGAGCCUUCAUCGAGCUCUGGUCAGGGGCCAUGCUCGACCUCGACGGGACUUGCUGGCGAGUAAAGAUGUCACGAGGCAUCCUGCAACACUCCCACGCCAACCUCGGUAACUUUUGGCUGGAUGCAUUCUUUGCAUCGCUGGAGGCGCCUUGCAAAGGACAAGUAGGACGAAGCGGGCCACUUUCCGAGAUUCGUGAAUUCUUCAAGGGCUCCGUGAAGGCAGCCGCCAACAUGCAUGAACAUGAAGAUCGAGGCAUUCAGUCCGUGCCCCUCGUCACUGAGGCUGCCGAGAGGGCACCGGCCAUCUACGCCUACGAUGUUCCAAGCUGUGCUCGGAGCGAGGCCCGUGCAGCAGUGUCAGCACCAACAUCUGGGCUGCAUGAGAGCGAGCAGCUUCACGUGAAGGGUAUGUUGCAGCAGAUAAUGUCGAUCGAGGAUCACCUUGACCAAUGGCACCGCGUGGACGAUCCGGAGGCAGCAUCACUUUUUUGGGUUCCAGCCUACUUCCCACUGCUUUUCUGGCUGGACCAGCGGACACCUGAGCAGAAUGCCACAAACCUCCGAUGUGUACAAGAUGUUGUGGCCGCGCUGAGGCAAUCAAGGUAUUUGUCCAGGAAUGCUGGCUAUGAUCAUCUGCUCCUCUACGGAUACGAGUAUCCUCACUGGAAGCGCUUCAGGCCGGACAUGGCUGAAUCAUCCAGUAGCAGCGCAGCGCGUGUGCUGUCCGCCGUGGAGAAGGUGCUGGAUGAGUGGCUAGUUACGGGGCUGCAUCGAGCAGGUGCCAAGAAGUUCAUUCAGGACAAGAUAUGCAGAGCCAACGAUGAGGAAUGCAAGCGCGUUCGACAGUGGCUGCUUCUUCGUAUGAAUGGGCGCAUAUGGGAGCAUGGCAUCCCGCAAAUGUGCCGAUCGGCUGAGAAUGUUCCAAAUUUACGCAGCUGCCCGGUUUGGCCACGAAAGGACUUCCCGUGGCUGUCUGCAAUUGAGGCACGUCACGGGGACAUCUUGGCCGAGCUGAUGGCCGUUCGCAGCACGCCGGGUUUGCGCCCCAGCGGCUUCCAGCCAUACCGGGACCCGGUGCAUGCUGGUGGUGAGGAGAGAAGAGCCACGGAUGGCUUGGGUGUGGAAGGCGUGGACAGAGGCAUGUGGAACGUACUGUACCUGUUCCUCAACCACAAGCAGUUUGAGGACAAUUGCACUCGCUUCCCAGUUACGAUGGCCACCAUCAAGGAGGCGUUUCCUAGGCACUACUCCCACGCAUUUUUUUCGGCUUUGACGCCGGGGUCCCACAUUGUCAAGCACUUCGGCCCCUCCAACCGCAUGCUGCGUGUUUGGUUGCCGCUUUGUGGCUUUGACGGUUUCCGGCUUCGUGUCGGAGAUACCAUUGUCAAGCCUAAGGAGGGCGAGGCCUUCGUUUGGGACCACUCCUUCGAGCACGAGGCCUGGCACGAGGGCUCCCAGACCCGCCUGGUUCUGAUUGUGGACAUUUGGCAUCCAGACUUGACAGAUGCGGAGGUCAAAUUUCUGCGAACGCUGCAGAGCUGCCGCUUGCGCGCGGGAAAGGCCUUGGCUGAGCUGAGCGCAGAAACGAGCCCAGAGGAUGCAUCGUACUUUGAGAUAGUGGAGAAAGCACGUUCACUCCUCACCACAGACGACUGGUGGGUGGUGAAUGCUCAGCGAGAUCCAUCUAGUCAGCCACCGUGA
Molecule: messenger RNA, 3615 nt
Organism: Symbiodinium pilosum
Lineage: Eukaryota; Dinophyceae; Suessiales; Symbiodiniaceae
Source: the annotation of a GenBank genome assembly